AUGGCUAACAAAGGGCUAACAGUGAUAGCCAUUUUGAGUGCCUGCUGCUUUAUAAUAGAGCUUUUGCCCGUUAUAUCGGUACCAAUUACUUCUAUGGAUUCUCCAAGAUUGUACUUAUGUAAUUACCGAAACGUUACUUUUGGUGUAUUUGGAGUAUGUGAUGAAAAGACCCACCAAUGUACGAAGCCUAAAAUAGGAUACAUACAGUCGAGCGACCAUUUUUUGCAAGAUGAAGAAGACUACGAUGGGAUAAGGUUACCUUCAACUGCAGUUAGUUCCAUUUCUAAACUAUUGGUAGUUCAUGUCGUUGCAGUUGCAGUAACUGGUUUACUAAUGAUAACGAUUUUCGUUUUAUUGGGAUUUCUUUAUUUGCAUCGUGAGGGCGUAUUUGAUUUCAGGAAGGGCUCAAAGAAACCUGAGGAGGUUAAUGAAAUGACAUCUGUUUCAGAGACCUCUAUCAGAAGCCAUGUCCUGACGAAGCAAGUUGACGAGAAGGAUUGGGAUGUUACUCCUGUGUUGCAGCUAAUGCUUUUUUUCUCCUUAAUAUCAUUUUUGCUGACACUCUUGGCUUUCUUAGCAGAUCUUCUCCUCUUUAUACCUGAAUUGAGCUACCUAGGAUGGCUUCAGUUGAUACCGAUAAUACUACAUGCAAUAGUUAUCAUGAUUCUUUGCUUCAUAAAGAGAUCGAUCUCAUCAAGAAGAUAUUUGGAAGUGGAUCAAAACUAUGAAAUGGAUGACAUGAGAAGAAUAAAGAACGUUCCAACGUGGGAUGAUUCGGCAAGCGACGAUGGAUUUUACGUUUACACCAAUGGAUUUUACAGCACUUACGAUAACACUGACCACGAAGUAGUCAGUAAUGAUUUUGAUAUCCGAGGACGGAGCAUUGGCAGGCGAAAUAAUCAGAGCGGUGAUGAAGAAGAACAAGAGAUGCAUAGUGAAAAUGAACAUACUAAUGAUAACGAGCACACUAAUAAUAAUGAAAGUGAUUUCAACCAGACAAUUAACGUCAAUGAGCAUGAUACAUGA
Molecule: messenger RNA, 1026 nt
Organism: Priceomyces carsonii
Lineage: Eukaryota; Fungi; Ascomycota; Pichiomycetes; Serinales; Debaryomycetaceae
Gene: RIM9
Product: Rim9p
Exons: 1
Coding region: 1-1026 (341 amino acids)
Cellular component (GO): cell division site; plasma membrane; growing cell tip
Source: RefSeq, a predicted model, not a curated record